AUGGAAAUGGAAGCGCUAGUUGACGCACUGAAUCAGUAUCGUGUCAAUGUGGUGGCUGGCGAUGCAGGGCAAUUAGUCCAGUUAGUCCGAUAUCUCGACACGCUGCCUGUCAACCAGAGAGCCUCUCUCCAAAUACGGAAGAUGAUAUAUACAUCCGAGCCUAUGACGCCCGCACAAAGAAAAUUUAUUACAUCGGUGCUUGGGGGUGUCACCAUCUGCUCGAUGAUUGGGAGCGCAGAGGCUGGCCCAUGGGCUGUAUCUAACCCUUUGCUGACCGGCUAUAAUCCCGAGUCGCCAUCUGCUGACUUUAUCUACGACACUCGAGCGAUGCUUCUCGAGGUCCUGCCUCUAUCGUACCAAGGUUCAGAAGUGAAGAGUAAUUGUCAUGAUGGGUGUAUAGCGGGUGUUCCAGACGGCGAGAAAGGAACACUUCUGCAAACUUCUUUGCAGCGGCUGCGGAAUCCUCUAGUACGCUAUGUCUGUGGGGAUGUCGCAUCUCUUCAUCCACUUCCUGCGGAAGUUCGGGCAAGGUUGCCCGCAGAGGAGGCUGAGCACUACCGGAUUGUCCGUAUCUAUGGGCGUGACAAACGGAUCAGCUUCGACUGGUACGGGGAGUACUUUGAGUUUGAGACAGUUCAAGCGCUCAUGCGACAAGCCAGUUGGGGCAUCCUUCAGUGGCAAGUCAUCCUUUGGACCAAGCCGGAGGGAUUGGACAAAUGCUUGGAAGUCCGUCUGUUACGAAGCACAGCGUCGGAUGGGGCUUUACUGAGCGAAGAAGAUUUGAUUAAAGAAGUCAAGCACUUCUUUAUGGUAUUUGAUUUCAACGAAAGUCUUUUCCAGUUGAAAUGGGUUCGUUCGCAGUGCAACGGGUAG
Aspergillus oryzae RIB40 is the source of this 873-nucleotide messenger RNA. RefSeq lists its product as uncharacterized. The record is from RefSeq and is a predicted model, not a curated record. The transcript has 2 exons. The coding region runs from base 1 to 873 and encodes 290 amino acids. Lineage: Eukaryota; Fungi; Ascomycota; Eurotiomycetes; Eurotiales; Aspergillaceae.